ACAAAAGUAGAAACAACAUGAAGACAAAAUACUACGUCGUUAACUCCAAGGUGAAAGACCCAAAAAAACUACACUAAUUUCAUCGAAAAAUGGAUGACAAAUACUAAACUUUUAUGCUUGUUUCGGUCUCAAAUUUCUUUGUUGAAAAAUGGAUUGUGCACUAAAGAUAUCACCUUUCUUAGUUAAUUUUCCCAAAUUUUCACCAAUUUCACGUACAAGCUCCUUCAUUAAAAGACCCAAUUGCAGAAAUUUAUCGAAUAAUAAUGUCAUUUUUGGAUCUUGUUCACCACGACAAGCAAUGCCAAAUGCUGUUGGUGAUGCUCACAAACAUAUAAGCAGUCUUGAAUCUCUGUUUUGCUAUGAUAAAUCCGUACCGGAGGAAAGAAUUGAGAAGCCAACUGGAUUGUCCUUGGCCAAGAAGAAUACCGGAGAUAAUCCUCAUUGUCCCGAGUGUGAAGCUAAAGGUGUUGUCCUUUGUACCACCUGCUCUGGUUCGGGCUUAUAUGUUGAUUCUAUAAUGGAAAGUCAAGGGAUAAUUGUCAAAGUUAGAUGCUUAGGUUGUGGGGGUUCUGGUAACAUAAUGUGUUCGGAGUGUGGAGGACGAGGUCAUCUUGGACGUUCUUGAUCCUAUCGGUUUGAUCUUGUGCCUGUUUGUCAUGAUGUAAACUUUGGCUUUGUCAGGUAACAUGAAAAAUACAGAGUUUGUUGCUACACAUUCAAGACCAGCGGAUUCAAAGUUAACUUUGUGUAUCAGUUGGCUGUUUUCGUGGAAAAAUAACGUUAGCAGUUAAAUAUAGAUAAAUUUCCUUUUUAGUUUUAUCAGUUUUUGUUCUUGAUUCGUAUCAAGUUGAACACCGAUAGGAUACAUCAAUAUACAUGCAGUUUCUUGUC
Messenger RNA from Capsicum annuum, 891 nucleotides. RefSeq lists its product as uncharacterized. NCBI's taxonomy places the organism in Eukaryota, Viridiplantae, Streptophyta, Magnoliopsida, Solanales, Solanaceae. The coding region runs from base 149 to 625 and encodes 158 amino acids. The transcript is spliced from 3 exons. The record is from RefSeq and is a predicted model, not a curated record.